GCGCCGCCAUUGGCUGGCGGAGUGCGGGUUAAGAGGCCGGCCAUUGGCCGCGCCGCUGCUUCCUCCCCUGCCGGGGCUGCUCGCUGCCGAACGGGUCGCUCUUAAGGGAGCGGAGGGGGCGCUCACUUCGCGUGCGCGCUGGAACCGAAUGGCCCGGGCCGAGGAAGGCAGACGAGUGGGCAGGGCGCAUCCGCGCAGCGCAGCGGGCCCGAAUUGGACGGCUUGUGAAACUGCUGCAAGCACGGGAAGCUGGUUCUCGGCCCUGCGGCUCCAGGCAGUGAAUCUAUAGCUGUUGUGCCUUGUGAAAUCUGGGUGCACCUCCAGCCCAGAUCAUCUUGCAGCAUCUUUACAGCCAACCACCUUCGUCCUUAUGAGAAUAUUGGACUCCUUUCCUCACAAGCCCACAAUGGCAGUGGAUGUAGCCAUGCAGGUCUACCUGCGCACGCCCUACUUGCGAAGGGAGAGUUUUGCCUGCAAAAAUGCUCCGAAGCCGAAGACGCCUUUGCGGCCUUGCAUCCACUUGAACAGCAACACCGAGCUAAACGAACUGGGGAAGGAAGUCAGAGCUCUGCAGAGCAACCGGGUGAAAAAGAGGGUUUCCUUUGCGGACAGCAGGGGCUUGUCUCUCACGGUCGUUAAAGUGUUCUCCCAGUUUGACGAGCCGUUGGAUAUCCCGUUUAAUAUCACGGAACUAAUAGACAACAUUGUGGGCCUGACGACCGUGGACAGAGACGACUUUGUCUUGGAUUUCGUACAGCCUUCUGCAGAUUAUUUGGACUUCCGGAAUCGCCUCCAAGCUGACUACGUCUGCCUUGAAAACUGCAUGCUGAAAGAUAAAGCCAUUGCCGGCACCGUGAAAGUCAGGAAUCUUGCAUUUGAGAAGGCUGUGAAGAUCCGGAUGACAUUUGACACCUGGAAAACCUUCACAGACUACCCCUGCCAGUAUGUUAAGGACACUUAUGCAGGUUCAGAUAAGGACACGUUCUCCUUUGAGGUCAGCUUGCCGGAGAGAGUUCAACCCCAUGAAAGAAUAGAGUUUGCUGUGUGUUAUGAGUGUGAUGGCAAGGUAUACUGGGACAGCAACAAAGGCCUCAACUACAGGAUCAUACGGUCUGAACUCAAAUCUGCCCGGGAGAUUUCUCAGCCGCAGGGCGGACCUGGCUUUGGGAUUGCCUUUGACCAGUUUGGAAGCCCCCGGUGUUCCUACGGCCUGUUUCCUGAAUGGCCCAGCUACUCGGGGUAUGAGAAACGCGGGCCUUACUACUGAAUGAAAGACCUGGGCUCUGUAUUUGCAAACAAUCCUGCUCAGCAAACUCCUGGGAGUUUUGCUGCAAGGGCACAGUUGAGAAAGGAGGCUCGCAUGUUUUGAGUUGGCAGAAACUGAAACUAAAGGACUUGUGAAACUCCUGACUGCAGGUGGUUUUUAAAAACAGGUGCUCUUUGCAUCAUCCUGGAUGUGAUGAAUUUAAACAGCUAGAAAAGGGGAGAUCUCUUUGCUGUCUUAAGACUAGUGCUGGAGAUUCACCACAGUAUUGCAAGCCGUACAGAGAAAUGUUUGCCUAGCUUCACCUGUUGAGCUAUGGAACCCUACUGGGGUACACAUCUCCAAAAAGCUAUUCCAUGUUUGACAAGGAACUAUGCAGACAAUAUCCAGCCUUGUGAGGGAGCUAUGCUAGCAUCUUCCCUUAUCUACUUUGUCCGAUCUGGAAGAGACCAAGGCGUUCAAAUAGAAGUGGCUGUAAUUUUAGCUUGUAUUAUGACUCUGCUCCCUUCCAUUUUAGGAAAUGCCUUCAUUUGUGGGAAGAUACCAGGGUGCUUACUCACUGUUCUGCCCUUUUUUUUUUACGGGAACAGUAUGUUUUAAGUUCUUCACAAUGGCUGAGGCAGGAGAGUCUUUUGGGAAGUCAUUCAUGUUAUAAUCUCGUAGCCCCUGAGCAAAAUGUGCGUGUUAGAGUAGGUUGAGGGGCUGCGAUCUUAUUAAUGUGCCUUGAACAACUACUUUGGGUCGGCUGCAAAGAGUAAAAAUAAUCUAUUUUUUUAUGAACACGUAACUUUUCAUAUGACCAUUUUAUUUAAAUGUAUUUCUUUUGAGGCCGGUAUAGUUGUCUGGUUAAAUAACUGUUUUGUUUUACUACUUCCCCAUCCCCGUUAAUUUUAUAAAAUUGAGUGUUACUGACAAAAUCAAAUAAAGGUUAUCGACUUGUAUGAGGAAUAUUCGUUAUGUUCAGUGCAACAUCCCUCCCCCACUGCUCACUCACAGGAGGAGGAAGGACUGUAUAUUGGUGAUACAGCAUGUGUUCUCUGCAUGCAGAAAAGCCCAGGUUUAAACCCAGGCAUUUCUGGGUAGGACAUGGAGAGACCCUGAUUGAAACCACUUUUGGGCAGUGUUGACCGUACAGAGCUAUGCAGCUAAUGGACUGACCUAGUAGAAGGCAGUUUUGUGUGUUCCUGUAGGCUAGGAAAGGAGAGUGCAGAAAGGGCAGGAGGAAGCAAGGGCUGUGGAGCCAAAAAAAA
Lacerta agilis (Sand lizard) is the source of this 2514-nucleotide messenger RNA. RefSeq names its product protein phosphatase 1 regulatory subunit 3B (gene PPP1R3B). Gene Ontology annotation, molecular function: protein phosphatase 1 binding; glycogen binding. The record is from RefSeq and is a predicted model, not a curated record. Gene Ontology annotation, biological process: regulation of glycogen biosynthetic process. The transcript has 3 exons. Bases 371 to 1267 code for a protein of 298 amino acids. Gene Ontology annotation, cellular component: protein phosphatase type 1 complex. NCBI's taxonomy places the organism in Eukaryota, Metazoa, Chordata, Lepidosauria, Squamata, Lacertidae.